Malania oleifera is the source of this 456-nucleotide messenger RNA. RefSeq lists its product as uncharacterized. The transcript has 2 exons. NCBI's taxonomy places the organism in Eukaryota, Viridiplantae, Streptophyta, Magnoliopsida, Santalales, Ximeniaceae. The record is from RefSeq and is a predicted model, not a curated record. The coding region runs from base 1 to 456 and encodes 151 amino acids.
AUGGGAGCUUCCAGAGGAAAUGAGAUUGACACCUCUCGAUUGUUACGAGGAAUAGCUCAUCGGGUUAGGAAAGAAAUGAGACGGGAUUUCGGGGGAACAAGCUAUCCACCAGUGCACGAGGGUUGCACAAUUGAUCAAUUCACCCAUCUAAAACCUUCAUCUUUCGAGGAUGGUACUGAUCCGAUUAAGGCUGAGAUGUGGAUACAAGAAAUGAAGAAGAUACUGGUAGUGUUGAACUGCACCGAGGAACAGAAGGUUCUUUUUGCCACUUUCAAGCUGGCAGGAGAAGCUGAACGGUGGUGGCAUUCAAUGAAGUUGUUGGAGGAUCAGCGAGCGGUACCUAUAGCUAUGACCUGGGGUUAUUUCAAGCAGGUCUUCUGUGACCGAUACUUUCCUGCCACCACCAAAAAUGUGAAGAUGAAUACCAAAAGGCAAAGUGGUUUGAAAGAUGCCUGA